Molecule: messenger RNA, 237 nt
Organism: Arabis nemorensis
Lineage: Eukaryota; Viridiplantae; Streptophyta; Magnoliopsida; Brassicales; Brassicaceae
Source: the annotation of a GenBank genome assembly
AUGGCUCAUAGAUCUGCACCGUUGGUUGUGCUUUCAACCCUCUCGCCAAUAGUUGGUUUGGAUAUGACCGAGACUCCGUGUCCUUUCCGGAUGUGGUUCUUUCCGGCGCCACCGGACCUCUCAAAACCAUUAGAGCCUCCAGACCCGCUCAUUCCUCCGGAUCCGCCGCCUCCCACUUGGUCAAUGAUAAUCGAUUAUAUCGAUCUGUUCAAGAUUAACGUUUUUUGGUAUCUUUAA